AUGAGCAUCCCAAAAGGGGAUGUGCCUCCGAUGGCUGACUUGUCCAUCGACAAUAUCACCGCAAAGACGAUCCUCAUCAACUCGCAAAAUCCGGACGAGCGACUAACAUAUGUCUUUGAGCGAUUAGUCACCCAUCUUCACGACUUUGCCCGCGAGACGAGGCUGAGUACUCGAGAAUGGAGUGCCGGACUAAAUUUCCUCGUCGAGGUGGGCAAGAUUAGCAGUGAUGUAAGGAAAGAAUUCAUCCUCCUAUCCGACGUCCUCGGUCUCUGCCUCCUCGUCGACGCAUUAGACCACCCGAAACCAGAUAAAGCAACUGAGGGCUCUGUCCUUGGGCCCUUCCACACCCAUGACGCGGUCGUGCAACCUUCGGGCGAACCGAUAUCAGCAGAUCCUAAUGGGGAGCCAUUGCUUGUGUGUUGCACCGCCAAGGAUCGCGAGGGCAACCCCGUCGAGGGCGUCAAGGUCGACGUCUGGGAGACGGACAGCAGCGGUCACUACGAUGUGCAAUACCAACAGAGGUCUAAUCCAGACGGUAGAGCGGUCCUGUUAACGGAUGCAGACGGCAGUUUCUGGUUCAAGGCUAUUCGACCGGUCAGUUACCCUAUUCCGCAUGAUGGGCCUGUUGGGAAGCUGCUCGAGCUACUGCAUCGUCACCCGUGGCGGCCAGCUCACAUGCACUUCAUGUUUGAAAAGCCAGGCUGGGAUCAUCUCAUCACAGCCCUGUACAUCCCACCCGAUCAAUAUCUCAGUUCUGAUGCCGUCUUUGGUGUUAAGACCAGCCUAGUCACCCCACUGGGCAAGCUGACUGCAGAGCAGGCAAGAAAAUACGAUGUGCCUGAAGGCACGGCGCUGCUGACGUAUGAUUUCGUCUUGGUAACAGAGCAAGAGACAGAAGCACUGAGGGAUAAGAAUGCAUUAGAAGCAGUUUCAAAGCUUUUCCCGGGGAGGAAAUGCAAGCUGGUUGAUCACUUGCCAGUCCCUGAUCUGGAUUAG
Messenger RNA from Clonostachys solani, 996 nucleotides. Lineage: Eukaryota; Fungi; Ascomycota; Sordariomycetes; Hypocreales; Bionectriaceae. The record is from the annotation of a GenBank genome assembly.